AGACAGGUACGUUCAUACUCAGACAGGUACGUUCAUAUCUCCUGUUUUAGAGGCAUUGGAUCUGCAGUUCUGUUGAUUAGUACAUAUGGUACAUAUAUACCAUACCAGUUACGUGACACUUAGCUGUGUGGAUUUAGAAGACAGGGCAACUGAGUCACUAUUGUAAAAGUCAGUCCUGAAUGGAUCGGUUGGCCAUCGGAAAUUUUUGAAAACCUCUCCGAAAAAUUGUUUGAUACAGUGUUCACAUUUCUGCUUGUUUCACUAAACUCCUCAUCCUCAUCUCCCUCGACUUUAGUGGCAAUUGGAUCAUUCAGAAAAGUUUAUGUGCACAGAGCACAGCACAACAUUAGUCGUUCAUCCUUGCUACCGCAUGCGAACCCCAACCUGCCUUCGGUAAACAACGACACCAAUCGAUCAAUCAAUAACAUAAUAAUACAUGCACCCAAAAACAAUGGCUUCUAGUGAACGAAGCUUGUGCUGCGACGAAAGCGAAAACUCGUCCAACAAGUCUUCGUCAGUUGUGCCAUUGCCAUCUUCUUCUGGUACAGAAGUAUUAUGGCGACAGCACCCGAGACAAGCUCGAAUGCGAAUAGGAAGAAAAAAUAUUUCAUUGGCAAGCGAUGCAUUUGUAUCGGCUCUGAUUUCGUUCCUGUUGCUGUAUCUAUCGUGUUGCUGUUCUGGAUUCGGUCCUGUCGCCUCAUCGACGUCUCCUAGCACCCGAGAGCACCACAUCCUAAAGAUGACACCAGACAUUGCCACGACCACUCUCGCAGCGGCCGCCACGGAUGGAACCGAUCCCGAGGAGCACUGCGCCGAGAGCAACAACAAAAAUCACUCCGACGAGGACAAUGGCUUUGCGACCGCCUGCUGCCAGGGGGAAGCAACCGGCACAGCGUACACACACAUCGAGACCCGGUUUGUCCUCCUCGAAACCAGGCACCCCGGAAACGUUGGGGCCUCGGCGCGGUCCAUGAAAACCAUGGGCUUCAACGACGGGCUGGUCCUGAUCCGGCCGGGUGACGAUCGAGUCCUAGGACGAAAGAAAUGCAAAGAGGCGGCCAGCGGAGCGGGCAACGUCCUCGAGGGCGCAAUUCUCGUACUCAAUGACGAAAACGAAAACGAUGGAAACGGCGGUAACAACAACAACAAUGCUACGAGUCUCGUGGACAAGGCCAUGGAACUUGCGUUUGCUGCCCGGGAAGAACAACCAAACGACAACGACCAACACGAAAUCCCGACCAAAGUCGACAGCGAGAGAGAUUACCCCUUGACAACAACAACUACGAUUGUAUGUGGGACGGGAAUGCCCGUCGACAUGGGCCGAGAGCGGGUUGCCCAGCGAUACGUGGAGCCACGAAUCUUCUUUGACGAACUGCUCCGAAGGAAGGAGCCGCUGCGACGAACCACCGCCACAACUGCAAGCAGCAGCAGCGCGAACCACGCGAACACAACCAUGGAAACCACCAAGUCCGUGGCACCGGCAACCAACGAGUGCGAGCGGCACGUGCUCCGGAUCGCCUUUCUGUUUGGGAACGAAAAACACGGAAUGACCCCCCAGGACACGGAAAAGUGCGACGUGAUGCUCGGGAUCCCCACCAACCCGGAUUUUGGUUCGUUGAAUUUGGCGACGGCCGUUCAGAUUAUAGCCUACGAUUGGAGGCAGGCUCUGGGUGGCUUUCCGUCUCCGGCGGAUUAAAGCUCGUGAAACACACCCUCGCGGAUCUGCUCAUGCGAGACUGUCGGAGCAUUUCACUACGAGCUCGGGCCUGCGCGAUGCAUUAUAGUCAAUUCAUUUUAGGGUCCAUUCAUCCAGCAUGGUGGUUGAAAAAUGCAUAAAUCUAGAAGAACUCUCCGGUAUCCUUACCCAUGGACACCAUGGCAAAGACGAAAAAACAGGCGGCGAUUUCUUGCCCGAACCGGCACACCGAGCCUCCAUCCGAGCGCCAGAUCGCGCCGUUGCUCGGGACUAAUCUCGUAUCCAAAACGCGUAUUUUUUUUGCAGAAACGAGGACCCGUCGGAUGCAUCCGUUUGGUUACAGCUCGUUUUAAAAAAAUGGGAUGGGGAGUGGCAGCCUACCGUCCCUUUCGUGUCGGUGAAACCCAGCUGCUUACGUUCCAUUAGAUUGAAUACUGUGUAACAUACGUUGGUGUUGAAAAAUACUUUAGAGCAAAGGGCUGCUUUGAAUACAACUAAUACCUACAU
Pseudo-nitzschia multistriata is the source of this 2203-nucleotide messenger RNA. Lineage: Eukaryota; Bacillariophyta; Bacillariophyceae; Bacillariales; Bacillariaceae. The record is from the annotation of a GenBank genome assembly.